This is a messenger RNA of Linderina pennispora, 2109 nucleotides long. RefSeq names its product glycoside hydrolase. NCBI's taxonomy places the organism in Eukaryota, Fungi, Kickxellomycota, Kickxellomycetes, Kickxellales, Kickxellaceae. Gene Ontology annotation, molecular function: beta-glucosidase activity. Gene Ontology annotation, biological process: glucan catabolic process. The transcript has a single exon. Bases 1 to 2109 code for a protein of 702 amino acids. The record is from RefSeq and is a predicted model, not a curated record.
AUGCUCAUAGGCAGUGACGGCACGCUGAACCGUACUGCCGCGGAGUAUUGGAUCAACAAGGUCAAGGUUGGCUCUAUUUACGACACACCGGGCAACCGUGGUGGCAAAUAUGCGUGGUAUGCCCCCCAGACACUGGCAAAUAUAACCAACACUAUCCAGGAGCUGGCGCUGGCCAAGGGGUCUCGUGUUCCGGUCCUUUUCGGAAUGGACUCGGUUCGCGGCGCCAACUAUGUCAAGGGUGCGGCCAUGUUCCCGGCGGGUAUUGGACUGGCUGCCACAUUCCAGCCCAUGUACGCCUACGAGGCCGGCCGUGUCGCUGCCAAGGACACCCGUGCCUCUGGGUACCAGUGGGCAUUCGCGCCGAGUGCCGAUCUCAACGUCGAAAAGCGCUGGUCCCAGAACUACCGCAGCUUUGGCGAGGAUCCGGCACUUCUGUCCGAGAUGGUCCGGUACUCGGUUCGCGGCUACCAGGGUGAUUACAAGUCUGACCGUACACGAGUUGCCACAUGUGUCAAGCAUUUCAUCGGUGCCUCGUAUCCCUUCAACGGCAAAGAACGUAGUACGCAGUUUAUCCCAGACAACAUCCUGUUUGAGUAUUAUCUGCCAGGAUUCGAGGCUGCUCUGAACUCAGGCGCAACAACGUUGAUGGAGAGCCUGAGCAAUCUCAACGGCGAGGCCUUGGUCGAGUCAUCCUUCUACCUGAAAAAGCUUCUUCGCGACAAACUCCAGUUCCGUGGUGUUAUGCUCACCGACUACGAGGAGGUCAGGUCGCAAGCCCUGGACUUCCACACUGCAGCCAACUUCACCGAUGCUGUGUAUCUGACCCUGAACAACACCUCGGUUGAUAUGAGCGCGGCGACUAGCGAUGCGGAGUUUACCCUUGAUACCUUGGAUCUGGUGCGCGGCGGCGGUAUCCACGAAGACCGCAUCACCGAGUCUGUUGCACGUAUCCUGCAGCUCAAGAAGGACCUGGGGAUGUUUGAGACGCCGUUCGCGGAUCCAAACCUAUUCACGGCGGUCGGUGCCAAACAGGACAUCGAGCUGGCGCGCAAUGCUGUGCGUGAGUCGAUCACUCUACUGAAGAAUGCAAACAACGUGCUGCCACUCAAGGACGAUGACCGUGUGCUGUUUAUUGGCCCGCAUCUGAACUCAACCCAUCUGCUGGGCGGGGGCUGGAACAUCCACCGUCAGGGUCCGACGGAGAUCGAGGGUGAUGCCAUCUACCAGGGCUUGGGUGACACGAUCAUGUCUGGUAUCGAGUCAAUCACCAAGCACCGCCCUGUGUUCAUGGAGGGUUUCAGCGCCACAGGCUCCGAGCUCCAGGAGGACAUACUGCAGAGCAUCAUAGAUAUCGCCAAGCAGGCCGAGAAGGUUGUUAUUGGUCUCGGCGAGUCCAACUACGCCGAUGACCAGGGUGACGUCGACGACAUGUCGCUACCUGAGCCCCAGAUCGAGCUGGUACGCAGGAUCUCGCAGGCUGUCGACAGGCCCAUCGUCGCUAUCCUCGUCGAGGGCCGCCCACGUUUGCUCAAGGAUGUUGCUGAGCUCGCCGACGGUAUCGUCAAUGCCUACCUGCCUGGUAUGUAUGGUGGUGUUCCUAUUGCCGAGGUCCUCUACGGCAAGAUCAGCCCCUCAGGACGUCAGCCGUUCUCGUAUCCAAAACACGAAUACCAGGCACGCGACACCAUCUGGCAGGGCAUGUGGAACGAGUAUGCCCCGCAGUAUCCUUUCGGCUUCGGACUGGGCUACUCCACCAUGGUGUACUCGAAUAUUUCAGUUGACUCGACCGAUCUGCGGCCUGGCAAGCCCAUUACUGUUCGCCUCUCGAUCCAGAACACUGGCCCGUUCGACCAGCGUGAGGCGGUCUUGCUGUACACAACACAGAGCUUCCGUACUGGUUACCAGCCCGAGCUGUUCCGUCUGCGUCGCUUCAACAAGGUCGAGAUCAGGUCGGGAACUCUAACCGAGGUUUCAUUCACGCUCACUGCCGAGGAGCUCGCCUACUACAACCGCGAUCUGGUCAAGGUCAUUGAUCCCUCACCAGUUAAUAUCACCAUUAACGCCCUGACCCCUCAGGAGAGAACCAUUUCCAUCAGACUGUCGGUCUAA